Messenger RNA from Mya arenaria, 12873 nucleotides. RefSeq lists its product as uncharacterized. Lineage: Eukaryota; Metazoa; Mollusca; Bivalvia; Myida; Myidae. The record is from RefSeq and is a predicted model, not a curated record. Bases 52 to 12873 code for a protein of 4273 amino acids. Gene Ontology annotation, molecular function: chitin binding. Gene Ontology annotation, cellular component: extracellular region. The transcript has 27 exons.
CGAAUUAUCGAUCGAGGAUGUUGAAGUAGUGUGGGUAUACAUUCAACGAUCAUGGCUUAUUCGCUAGCCAAGAGUCUACGCGCUACAGCUGCAGAGCAUCUUGAAUUUACAGGCGACGACAAUAUAGGAUUUACCUGGGUGGGCAAUGUGGAUAAAAGUGGAGAUUGGAAAAAAACGUACAGAGGGGAUCUAGCGAUGACUGGGAAAGAAAACCCGUACGGGUCGGUGCAGCUUGGAGGUACAAACUAUCAACGAAGAAGAACUGAUACCUCCGACGAUAACGACGACGAGAGUGACUAUGGAAACAGGCGAGGAAAUCGAUUAGGAGCAACGUGCGGCUCCAGCCACGAAGGUCCAUAUGGCGUAUCUAAACGUCAAGGUAACCCUGAUAUACUUGGAGCAACAAACACCUCGUCCGGUUGGCGUUCAAGUGGAAGAAAUCCUUACGACAAUAGGUUACCAAUGGAAACAUCCGACCGACAACAGCUUGGGUCUACAAAUAUAAUUCCAUCGUUUGACAAACAAAAUUUCCGUAAAACUAAAUUCGGGAGUAGUGGGCAAAACCUCCGUGUUACUCGAAAUCCCUACGGAAUUACCCAAUUGUCGAUUUUGCCAGAAGAGAGCGAAAGGGGGCCACCGGCUGGUUCAAGACCGUACGAUGAUACGUACCCAACUGAGCUCGGCGGAAUAGCCACCGGAGCCUACGACAGAAAAGAUGGUUGGAAAACGAUGUUGGCAAAUAGGAAUAUUACCGAUCAAAUUUACCGUCAGUUUGAUCAGAUCAAAAGGAGAUGGGCCCCCAGUUCAGGCCUCAGUGAGACCGGCUCGGUCAAGAAGUGGGACGAACAGAGCACGGACACAUCUUCUUCUACCGAAACCCGCUCUGGUUGCUUCUCCGACAGUGACGACUAUGACCACAAGAGCCUUAAGAAGCGCUGCCUUGUCGGCUUCAUCAUCCUGUUUGUCAUCCUUGUGUUAGCCGCCGCUAUUGUGCCAGCCGUGGUCCUGACCCUGAAAAAAGACUCAGGCGAUUCCCCUGACGUAAUGGAAAGGAUCGACAUGCAAGCGAAAAUCAACAAUUUCAACUUCACACCCGGACUGAAUGACAACACCUCAGAUGAAUACUACAACUUCACACACACCUUCUGUGAUGAGAUAAAUGCUACCAUGGCAGAGAAUAACAAGGCCGACGGACUCGUCAAGGAUCUCUUUGGUUGCACCGUUCAGUCUCUCAGUUCUGGGAGCGUUAUUGUGAAAUUCACUGUGGUGAUUAUUCACGGAGGGAACAAUGGGCCGCCAACCGAGACACAAGUAAAGAUACUGGUCGGCGUUGGUGACGGGAACACGGGGACAGUCAGUAUCGGAAUAUUCACUAUUGACGUUGAAACAUUCGUAGUUCAGGCUGUUGUUGUGGUGACCGCCGAAAACAACCCAUUACCAACAGUGAUUUCUUACGACGGUAUCUGCCAGCCGAAAGAUGAAUGCGAAACUUCUCUUGCCCGUUGUUUGGACGGAAAAUGCGCAUGCGCACAAAACAGAUACUACAAUUCCGUGAACGACUCGUGUCUUAAAGUGGACUGUGGACAGAAACCGACCGUGACACACGGAGCGACUGCGACUUCGGAAGGUUCUUUGUACGGAUCAAUUUUGAAAGUGACAUGCGAUGAGGGAUAUGCCUUGCCUAGCGAUCAGGAUCCAUUUAACGUAACAUGCGUCAAUAACAACAGUUGGGCAAACUUACCAGGAUGCAGUCCAAUAAGCUGUGGAAAUUAUACAGCUCAAAUCGAUAGCCAUAUACUUGGAUACGACCCAAACUCAUUUAUUGGCUCGGUGUUUAAUGAGAAUGUAACAAUUCUCUGUGUCGACGGAUAUGAAAACCCAGCUGAAAAGACAGAAACAUGUCAAUCCGAUGGAAAAUGGACGAGCAACGUUAGAUGCACCGCAGUCAGCUGCGGAAGUUUCCAGGCUCCCGAUCAUAGUGUCAUAUUUGAAAAUGGAAUCGAAUAUGAAAACACUGUCAACAUAACAUGCAAUCCUGGUUAUGAGAUUGAAGGUGAAUCAUCAUCGACAUGUCAAGCAAAUAGGAAUUGGACCAGUUAUGGAAAAUGCAAUCCUAUUCUCUGCAAAACUUUCGAAGUAGUUCAAAACAGUAAAAACACAAGUAUUGUCAAUGAUAUCCGAUUUAACGAACCAAUAAUCAUACUUUGUCAGGACGACCAUGUAUACGUCGGAGACACUUCUUUAUCCUGUGAUGAAAAUGGAGACUGGCCCAAUAUCAGUUGCGUCCCCGUGGCUUGCAGUGGCACAACAAAUAUUGACAACGGUAAAAUAUCAAAUGCAAGCGAAACCACGUUAAUCUACCAGUGCAAUGACGGAUAUGAAACGGAUGACAACAUUAUUGUCGAAUGUCUGAAUGAUCAGUGGGACUCACUUCCAGUCUGCACGAGAAAGGACUGUGGAAAAAUUGCGACUCUCAUGAAUGGAAACAUAACAUAUGUCGACGGGACCUUUUUUGGUGAUACAGCUGUAGUAGAAUGUGAUAUCGGAUAUGAGCUUUCACAAGAAGACAUAAUUCAGUGCCAAAGCAAUGGCACAUGGAAUUAUCUUCCAUUCUGUGACAAAGUAUAUUGUGAUACAUUCCCACCAAAUGCAGUUAAUUCAAGUUCUACAGGAUAUGGGUUUGGAGAUAGAGUUGAAAUUACCUGUGAAAAAGGAUAUAGGGUUAUUGAGAACAUUUCUGAAUGUCAGAGUAACAAACGCUGGGUCCCUGAUUCAGUUUGCCAAAUUAAGGACUGUGGAAAUAUUUCAAUUGAAAAUGGACAGAUCCAAGAUGAAGCAAAUACUACUUUUGGAAGUGUGAUAUUUGUUGCAUGCGAAGAUGGUUUAAGCAUUAUUGGAAAAGAACAUGUGUCGUGUUUAGAAACCGGAGAAUGGGACGCGCUUCCCAUCUGUGUCCAAUCAGAUUGCGGAAACUUGACACUUCCUGAACAAGCGUAUGCGAACGGCAGCAUCGUUGAAUGCACGGAUGGCUACACAUUGAAAGGCAAUUCAGACAUCAAAUGCCACAGCAAUGGAUCUUGGGAGCCUGUUGGAGAUUGUAAUCCAGUUUCUUGUAAUGCUACCGACGCUCCAUCAAAUGGUGAUAUUAAAAAUAAAACCAGCUCUCAUGUAUUUCAGACCAAACUGACGGUAAUGUGUAACGAGGGAUACCAACUUAAUGGUAGUGAAACUAUCGAAUGUUUAAGCAGUGGUAAAUGGAGCGUUAUCGCCGAGUGUCCACCUGUCACCUGCCUUCCAUUUACACUGCCCAAUAAUAGCAAUUUUAUCGAGGUAAACGACCAAAGUAAAAACACAUACAUGUCCAACUUUACUAUAAAAUGUCUAAAUGGUUACGAAAUGAAAGGAAAUGCAAAUGUAACUUGUCAAUCUAAUGGAACCUGGACAAUAUCUCCUGAAUGUGUGCCAGUUAUGUGCAAAAACUACACUGUUCCUCCCAAUGCGCAUAUCGCCGAGGGCGAGUCUCCUGCCAACUAUUUUAAUGAAUCUAUAACAGUUAUGUGCGAUUUAGGAUACGAUUAUGCUGAUAGUGCAUUGACCACUGAUGUAUGCCAAUCAAACAAAAACUGGACUACUCAAGUUUCUUGUGAGCCCGUUUCAUGUGGAGCCUUCGGAGAAACCAUAGAAUACGCUGAAAUGAGCCAAGACGGUAGCAAUUAUGGCGACAACAUCACAGUAACGUGUAACACAGGCUAUGUACUCAAGGGAGCGGAAAUCAUUCAGUGUGCAGAAAACAGAUCAUGGAGCAGUGCUCCUACUUGCGAACCCAUUAACUGUACACAACUGAGCGAAGUCCUUCCUAAAAAUGUAGUAAUUUCUAUGGGAAGCACUAACCCUUUUUCCUACAAUAAUACGGUUGAAUUGGUAUGCAUAGAAGGAUAUGAAACAAACAGUUCAACUUCAGUGACAUGCCAAGCCGAUAGGAACUGGACACCUUUUCCAGAAUGUGAGGCUAUAUCAUGUGGAGCCUUUGGAGAAACCAUAACGAACGCCGAAACGAGCCAAUACAAUAGUAAUUACGGUGACAACAUCACAGUUACGUGUUACACAGGUUAUGCACUUGAGGGAUCGGGAAUUAUUCAGUGUGGAGCGGACAGAUCAUGGAGCAACGCUCCUUCUUGCGCACCCAUUAACUGUACACAAUUGAGCGAAAUCCUUCCUAAAAACGUAGCGAUAUCUGAAGGAAGUACUAACCAUUUUUCCUACAAUGAUACAGUUGAAUUAGUAUGCAAGGAAGGAUAUGAAACAGACAGUUCAACUACAGUGACAUGUCAAGCUGAUGGGAACUGGACACCUUUUCCAGAAUGUGAGGCUGUUUCAUGUGGACCCUUCGGAGAAACCAUAGAAAACGCUGAAAUUAGCCAAGACGGUGGUAAUUACGGUGACAACAUCACAGUUACGUGUUACACAGGUUAUGCACUUGAGGGAUCGGGAAUUAUUCAGUGUGGAGCGGACAGAUCAUGGAGCAACGCUCCUUCUUGCGCACCCAUUAACUGUACACAAUUGAGCGAAAUCCUUCCUAAAAACGUAGCGGUUUCUGUGGGAAGCACUAACCCUUUUUCCUACAAUGAUACAGUAGAAUUAGUAUGUAAGGAAGGAUAUGAAACAAACAGUUCCAUUUCAGUUACAUGUCUAGCUGAUGGGAAUUGGACACCUUUUCCAGAAUGUGAGGCUGUUUCAUGUGGACACUUUAGAGAAACCAUAGAAAACGCUGAAAUGAGCCAAGACGGUAGUAAUUACGGUGACAACAUCACAGUUACGUGUUACACAGGUUAUGCACUUGACGGAUCGGGAAUAAUUCAGUGUGGAGCGGACAGAUCAUGGAGCAACGCUCCUACUUGCGGACCCAUUAACUGUACACAAUUGAGCGAAAUCCUUCCUAAAAACGUAGCGAUUUUUGUUGGAAGCACCAAUCCUUUUUCCUACAAUGAUACAGUUGAAUUAGUAUGCAAGGAAGGAUAUGAAACAAACAGUUCAACUACAGUGACAUGUCAAGCUGAUGGGAACUGGACACCUUUUCCAGAAUGUGAGGCUGUUUCAUGUGGAGCCUUUGGAGAAACCAUAGAAAACGCUGAAAUGAGCCAAGACGGUAGUAAUUACGGUGACAACAUCACAGUUACGUGUUACACAGGUUAUGCACUUGACGGAUCGGGAAUUAUUCAGUGUGGAGCGGACAGAUCAUGGAGCAACGCUCCUACUUGCGGACCAAUAAACUGUACCCAAUUGAGCGAAAUCCUUCCUAAAAACGUAGCGAUUUCUGUUAGAAGCAUCAACCCUUUUUCCUACAAUGUUACAGUGGAGUUAGUAUGCAAGGAAGGAUAUGAAACAAACAGUUCAACUUCAGUGACAUGUCAAGCUGAUGGGAACUGGACACCUUUUCCAGAGUGUGAGGCUGUUUCAUGUGGAGCCUUUGGAGAAACCAUAAUGAACGCCGAAACGAGCCAAUACAAUAAUAGUUACGGUGACAACAUCACAGUCACGUGUUACACAGGUUAUGCACUUGAGGGAUCGGGAUCUAUUCAGUGUGGAGCGGACAAAUCAUGGAGCGAUGCUCCUUCUUGCGCACCCAUCAACUGUACACACUUGAGCGAAGAAAUCCUCCCUGAAAACCUUGCAAUUUCUGAAGGAAGCGCAAAUCUUUUUCACUACAAUAUAACCGUUGAUUUAGCCUGCGGAGUUGGAUAUAUAAUUAACGGUACGAGGUCGGUCACAUGUCAAGCAAAUGGAACUUGGACUAAUCUUCCAAAAUGUAACGCCAUAAAAUGUGUCAAGUUUAUUCCACCGGAAUUCGGGGACAUUGAUAAAAGUUUUUACGUCGGUCAAUACCUUAAAGAAAAUGUAACGAUUAAAUGUCAGGACGGCUUUAAAAUAGAAGAUCCUACUAUAUCGACGGCUGAAUGCCAAUCGAACGGAACCUGGACAACUAGAGUGAAAUGCGUCAAGAUAAAUUGCGGAGAGCAUGAACAAGUAACAAACGGCAAUUUGGAUGGGUCAGAUGAUGAUUUUAAUAGCACCAUUACUAUUUCAUGCGAUCCCGGGUAUGCCUUGCCUGGACCGAAUAUAUCUACAUGUCAAGCAAAUAAGACAUGGUCAGAAAUAGGACAAUGUCUCCCCAUCACAUGUACCAAUUUUGAUGUAGUUGAAAACAGUCAAAACAGAAGUACCAUCAGAGAUAUUAAAUACGGAGAAGAUAUUGACAUUCUCUGUAAUGAUGGAUUUGUUUACGUUGGAAAGAAACCUUUAACCUGCUAUGCAAAUGGUGACUGGCCUGUUGUUAACUGCUCAAGAGUUACAUGUAAUGGAUCAACCGGUAUCGAUCAUGGAUCCGUUGUCAACACUAACGAGACCGCAUUAGAGUUCAAAUGUCAAGAUGGAUAUGAGUCUCUUUCUGGUCUUAUAGUGCAGUGUAUUGACGGUGAAUGGGGAACUCUUCCUAACUGCACCAAAGUCGACUGCGGGCAAAUUCAAGAUAUAGACAACGGUAGCGUAAUAUAUAUAAACAAAACAACCCUGUUUGGCGAUACGGCAGUGGUAAACUGUAGUUAUGGAUAUGAACCAUUGGAAACUCAAGAAAUAACUUGUCAAAGCAACGGUAGCUGGAGUCACUAUCAAACGUGUGCGCUCAUUCGCUGUCCUUCUGUGCUUGGUUCUAAUAUUUACAUAGCGAACUCAACUGCAAAUUAUUCGUUUGAAGACUCGGCCACAGUUGCAUGUGCGGCAGGAUACACAUUGGAUGGUAGCAAUGUGAUUGAGUGCAAAGCUGAUGGGAACUGGACCGACAUUCCCACGUGCAGUUUAAUAAAUUGCAGUAGUCCAAUUAUUGCGAACGGAAAUGUUACAUUUAAUACAACAUCAAAUGGUUCUACUGCAACCGUUAUCUGUGAGUACGGAUAUAUGCAUGAUGGAAAUGGGUCUGCCCUGUGUGAGAACGGAACUUGGCUCGGAAUAGGAAGUUGUGAGACUAUUGCAUGUAAUCCUUUCAUGCCACAGAAGAACAUGCGUACACAAAAUGAUUCUAAUGGAGAGAUUUAUCCUUUUAACAGUGUCAUUCAGGUGGAAUGUGACGAAGGAUAUCAGUUUACGACGAACGACACAACUCUGACAUGUGAUUUGACCGGAAAUUGGACUGUUCUUCCUGAAUGCGAAAAAAUUAUGUGUACAAUACAGAACGUAUCAAAUGGAAGACCAAACCCAGAUAAAGUAAUGUUUCUAAUAGGUGAAUUAUAUAACCUGACAUGUGAUGAAGGUUACGAUUUGUUGGAUGAAAGCAAUGUUACAUGUGAUGAAAAUGGAAUGUGGAACAAACAGCUGUCUUGUGAACCAGUUAACUGUACAGGUGAUAUUUCACUUGAAAAUGGAACGUUUUCACCUUCAAAACUAUUUUAUUCGUAUGGCAACGAAGUUUCAAUCAAUUGCAAUGAAGGGUUUAAGGUAGAAGGUUCAUCUGAGAUUCAAUGCCUUGCAAAUGGGUCUUGGUCACAUCUUCCUUCGUGCACACUUAUAACAUGCGGCAAUAUUUCUGUUUCUGAAAACGCCGAGAUUGUCGACGAUGGUGGAAACACAUUUGGUUCUAAUACAACAAUCAAAUGCAAACCUGGAUUCUACCUCACAGGAAUUAAUACGUCAAUGUGCAUGGAUGAUGAAAAUUGGUUAGAACUUGGAAAUUGUUCUCUGAUCGAGUGUGGGACGAUUCCUUUAAUAAAUAAUACAAGGAACAUAUCUGCGAAUUUUACAAGACAAUAUAAUUCGUCCAUAAGUUACGAAUGCGACGAGGGUUAUAACUUCUCCAAUGAAAGUGAUGCACAAAUUGUUUGCUCGCAAAACGGAAUGUGGGAAGGAAGUAUAACUUGCCAGAAAGUGAAAUGCUUAAAGCUGAACAUAGGAAAUGGCUCAAUCAGUGACGAAACGAACGAAUUCGGGGAUAUUGUUCAAGUACAAUGCAAUGAUAAUUAUACACUGACUGGGAACAGUGAAGUUCGUUGUUUAGCCAACGGGUCAUGGGAUGAUGUACCGAUUUGUGAGAAAGUCGUAGUGUGUCCAACUCUUACAAUAAGAAAUGGAAACAUAAACUUCACGGACGGACUUGCGAAUGUUACAUGUUUCGAUCUGUAUUCUCUAAAUGGUUCUUCAAACGUUGAUUGCCAGCAAAAUGGGUCAUGGACUGAGAUACCUAGAUGUGAUUUAGCAUUCUGCCAACCAUUAACUAUAGACAAUGGUUAUAUAAACGGUACUCAAACCGAAAUAGGGUCCGUGGUAUAUGUGUCUUGCAAAGCCGGCUACAAAGUAAAUGGUACUGCGAUCACAACAUGUGAAGCCGAUGGAAACUGGUCGGCAGAAGUUGUUUGUGAACUUAUGAGUUGUAUUUCGUUUGAUGUGAACGAAGGGGUCUUAUUUACCGUUGACAAUAAGACGGCGCCCUUUAACGGAUCAAUCAUACCGACCUGUAUUCCCGGCACUGUCUUUACACCUGGCUCAGUGAGAGAGAUAAACUGUACAGAAAAUGGAUGGAUAGGAGCUCCUGAGUGUGAAAUUCAGGGUCAAAUUUCAUUUGAACAGUACACGUAUUCAUUCCCAAGUGGUCAGGAAGCCGUUAUAAAAUGUAUCAUUUCGAACAACCCCAACUGGCAGCAUGCUGUCAUGAAGAAAAUGAACCAAACCAUUUUCAGUGUUUGGAAUGAUACUGGAUCUGUUAGAGUCACUGAUGAGAUUAGCAUUCAUACAUACACAGCGUUUCAUUCCUUGGAAUCGACCUUCGAAUUUGGUUUAAACAUAUCGUCUAUCAUUUGUGACGAUGCCGGCGUCUAUAUAUGCGAACUUGAAGCUGGUAAUUUUACUAGUGUGAAAUCUGCGAACGCCUCAGUUUCCUUAACAGGAACUGCAACUAUUCCAAACAUUUCUGCACCAGAAUUUAUGAACGCUGGCCAUGGAGGAGAAAUAAAAUGUACAGGAAAUAUUGGCUUUAAUGAAAACGGACUUACAGGAAACCUGUCAUUAUUUGUAACAACCGUCGAGCAGUCCAUACCAGUAUCAGAAAUCAACCAACAAUGUGAUGGAUACGCGGAGGCCGUAUUUAUGGUGCCUGGAUUUCCAAACAAUAUUACUGAAGUUACUGUUCGUUGUGAAACUAGCACAGUCGAAGGUUCCCCUCUGGUUUCAUCAAACAGGACGAUUGAAAUACGAUCUUCAUACGUCGCAUUUCCCGUGUCCUCAUACUUGCUGAAGAUAGGACAACCCGGGAGUAUCGUAUGUGAUGUGGCAAACAUUGUCAACUGGACCGCGGUUGUUAUUUCGAAGCCAGGCGACGCAGACUUUAUCGAAGUCUUUUCUAAUGGAACAAACAAUUUGCAGAAUGGAAGUAACAUCGAUUUGUCGAACUCGAACUUAACGGACACAGCAGUCAAAGUCGUUGUCAAUUUUAACAACGUGACUUGUUCGGAUGCGGCAAUGGAAUCUGGAACAAUAAACUACACAUGUACAGCUCGAAAUGGGGACGCAGUACUUGGCCAGGAUACAACUAAGAUAACAUUUCAACGCCCGCCUGGCUUACCAAUUCUCACAAUGGCUGAGCGAGUAUACGAACGAUCGGAUUCUUUUGGAGGACAAGAAUUUUCGUGCAAGGGCAACGUCGGCUCACCACCAGGAGAGAUAUACGUCGAAAGCACGUUCAUGGAUGACUCUGAAAUAUUUCAAACAUUUCUCACAUAUGACGAUACGACAAAAGUGGACACAAGCUAUGGCUGGGUAAAUGUCGGUCCAUUAAAUACGACCGUAGCAUGUGGUGUAGAAGUGGAAAUAAAGUUUGCAUUACGAGAGCCUCCUUUGUCCCUGCACAGGAAAAAGUUAAGAUGUGUCAUUAAGCCUUCUACAGAAAUCGUGAACGAAGAGUCAGUUUACUCCGACGUAGGAAUUAUCAUUGUAGUUCCGGAGAGCGUUUGUGAAAGUGAAGCUGCUCAAAAGAAAGUAGAACAUCCAUAUACUUGCCAUACAUUUGUACAAUGUUCUGAAAGAAAGUUUGCCUAUGCAGCGCUGACAGGAUGUCGGGAGGAUGAGUGUUAUAACGAGAGUCACACCCAAGCUUGCACAAAUUGCACAUGUCAAAAGCGAGCUCGAACAAUUGACGGAUUUGCAUGCGAAGUAACUACCAUUGAAGUUAGUCUCGACAAUUCAGCCAACACAGCCUGUUCACUUGAAGGCAUCACUACAGUAAACGAGAUAGAAAUAACAAAGGAUGGCCAAUUGUACAACUUAACAAGUGUUGGGCAAUCCAGCUUCACUGGAAAACUUGGUAAAAUGGACGCGCAAGUCGAUUUAACUGCAAAGACGGCUUCAUUCAGUAUUGUAAAUGUUUCAUGUGAAGAUGAGGGCUCCUAUCUGAUCAAAAUAGACAGUUUGUCGGAAGAAAUUAUCGUGGAAGUUUCAUCUCUACCCAAGCAGCCAGAAAUAUCGGUCCCUGUCUCGUCUUACUUAAAUCAGGAAAUGACUGUCCAGUGCAUGGGUUAUGUAGGACGAAAGUCGCAGGAGGCAGCCACCAGGCUUCAGUUGCAAACACAUGCUGCGGACGAGACUGAGUUCAUUGUUUACGGAGUAUUACCUACAAACCAGUCGAUGGAGUGUUCUGACACAACCUGUGAAUGCUACGAAACACUGUUCUUUUCAAUCUUUCCUACGUUGUCAAAGAACAAUAGCGUUGUUAGAUGUGCUGCAUUGGCUAGCGAUGGAUCACUGGUGGUUUCCUCAGAAGAAAAAGUCCUGAGCCUUGUCCAAGGAGAUAUUUACUUCUCCGGGGAAGAUGUGACAACAGCCAUUGGACGAAGUAUCAGUUUGCAGUGUGUUCUUUUAAACGGACUAGGUGCAAAUGGCGCAAACGUUCAUUUUAGUCCUAAUAACAGUGUGGGAGAUACUGAACUAUGCGUCGUAUCGCAAUCCGGUGUUGGAAAUUGUACUGUGGAUGGAAUUUGGGCGUAUGCAACUAAUAUAGAUUCCAGUGUGACAGUUAAUGUCACAAUUGGAAAUAUUUCCUGCUCUAAUGUUGGAAGAUACACUUGCACAUCGAUAACCACUUCGGCAAGUGCAGCUUCGAUUAAUCUGGACGCAUUUGAAUUACCAACUGCACCAACACUGAAGUUAUCACGACAAAUUAUUGACGGUCAAGGGACAUGGGGAGACAGAUUAUUUUAUUGUUCUGGCGAACUGGGCCCGGAAGGAGCUUUAACAAUAGAAUUGACAAAAAAUGGAACGUUUUUACCACUUCUUACUGUCAACGACACAGACAACGAUGUCGCUUUUAUACGAAAAGAUAAUAUUGUUCAACAAACAAGCACAUGCAACAAUGAGGUUACAAUUCCCUUUGCAUUUAAAGCUGCUCACGUUAAUAGUAAGCUUCAUGGCAAACGUUUACGUUGUAAAACAUCCCCGUUGGCCGGUCUAGGAUUAGACGUGCUGUACUCUAACGAAGAAGAAAUAAAAGUCGUUAACAGUUCUUUUUGUUUGGGAAAAGAAGAUGGAUACCACAGCCACCCAUUUCAUUGCAACCUUUAUAUACAAUGCGACUCUAACGGCAUUAGCGGAAUGCAUUCAUGUCAAGACAAUAACUGUUGGGAUGCAUCUGAUAAACAAUGCAAGCAAUGUGACCAGCUCGCUGUUGUAUGCCAGGUAGAAGAAAUAAACUGUUUCCCGGAACAAGUCCCAGUCUACAACGGUACGCGCCCGGGCGACGUUUAUUGUAGCCUUGUGAAUGUGGAACAAAUACACAUUUUGAAUAUAUCUAAGAACGGGAAUCUUCUGAGGAGCAUACCAUCACCUUUAGGAAUACAUAACUUCGGUCAGUUUAUAAGGCUAAGUGUUAAUACUGACGCUAUUAACGUAACGUUUGGAACUGCUUCUUGUGAAGACGAGGGCGAAUACUCGAUAGAGUUGAGCAAUGAAACUAGGACCGAAUUCUUUGUGUGGGUCGUUUCUAAUGCUGAGAUGCCGAUACUGAAUGUCAUCUCACCGCCAAAGCUAAAUCAGAAUCUAAAGAUGACGUGCACAGCAAUGCUUGGACGAGGCCUUGGUAGAACAGAGAGAACGCAGGUUGUGCUUCAGAGGCGAAAGAACGGUGAAGCUUUCGAAGAAUAUGAAGCCACUCAUAUGUCUGACUGUACAACUUCCCCGUGCGUGUGUUUCGUGGAGGCUGAAUAUUCAGUACUUCUCACCGAUUCUUGGAAUGAAACAGAUGUGAGAUGUGCGUUGAAAAAUACCAGCACAAACUUGAUCGAGGAAGAUCUUACGUCAUCGAUAUCGACACUCAUUUUAGGCGACACAGUGUCAAGUGAGAUGUCAGGUGAUCACCAAGUUGUAAUCCUUACCAUUGAGUCAAUGGGUUGCAUCGACGAGAGUGAAUACCACUGCACAGCUGUAAAGGAUCCAUUAACGUAUGCGUCCUUACGUUUGGAGGCACAAGCGGACCCGAAAGAACUUAUCAUCAGCAUGCCAUUGACGACUGUGGAAAAUAUCCCAACUCCUUAUACAACAGUAGACUAUUUGUGGUGUCUUGCAAACAUCGGGUCUGAUAUAAAUCGCGUCGUUCAAAUUGAAAUCCAAAAGAGCAGUGAUUCCAAAUUUAAUGCCCUUAACCUUAAGACCGCUGAAACAACAGGAACUACGUCAGAAAACUGUGAAAUAAAUGUCACCAUAACAUACAAAGGAAUUAAAUUCGACAAUUCCUACAAUAAUUCCAAAGCACGAUGCAGCGUCUACCAGAAUUCAUCAUCUACCGAUCCUAUUGUAUUCUCCCAAGUGUACGAUGUUACACUCCUGCCAGGUGGUACACUUUGA